AUGAUUAUUCAAAGAGAACGCUACCCAGUUGAAUCAUAUGCUGUAACAAGUAAAGAUGGAUACAUCACUAUUUUAUACAGAACACCAAAUAAUGGUAAACCUGCAUUCGUUCAACAUGGAGCUGUGUCCAGUUCGGAGAUUUUCGUCACGGAAACGUUUCAGUUACAUAAUCGAGGUUACGACAUUUGGUUGGGAAACAAUCGAGGAAGUUUCAACUCUCCAGAACAUCAGUAUUUACCUAAAAACUCGAGAGAAUAUUGGAAUUACACAAAUAUUUGCAAAUUGGAUGAUUUGGGUGAUUAUGAGUUACCUGCGGUGAUCGAUUUCAUCGCACAAAAAACUGGAAAGAAAGAGAAGAUCAUAUACGUGGGGCAUUCACAGGGAACAACUAUAGGCAUCAUCUACAACUUGCUAUAUCCGGAGCAUGCGAAGGAGAAUUUGGAGUGA
Molecule: messenger RNA, 447 nt
Organism: Nicrophorus vespilloides
Lineage: Eukaryota; Metazoa; Arthropoda; Insecta; Coleoptera; Silphidae
Product: lipase member K-like
Exons: 3
Coding region: 1-447 (148 amino acids)
Source: RefSeq, a predicted model, not a curated record